AUGAAAGCACGUGUGGCUCUCGUAACUGGAGGCAGCAGUGGCAUCGGCUUUGCCGUGGCGCAGCAGCUUUAUCGUCGUGGCUGGCAGGUGGCCAUAACUUCUCGAGAUUUAGAACGAGCUCACAAAGCAUCGCAGCAGAUUUCUCAUGAUGUUUUACCUCUUGCAUACAGAUGUCCAAGACGAAGUCAAGAAGAUGCGAGCUAUGAAGCUGCACAGCUUGUGGCUCAAGUAUCCAAGGAAUUUGGAGCUAGUCCCUUGGCUCUCAUCAAUGCUGCCGGAAUGUCCAAAGAGAGUUUACUACUGCGACUCAAAGAUGCUGAUCUGGAAGAAUUGCUGCUUACGAACCUCGUGGGGCCUGUGCACAUGAGCAAAGCAGUGGCAAAAGGAAUGAUGCAGAAACGUCAGGGAAGCAUCAUCAAUAUCGGAAGUGUUGUGGGGGCUGCAGGGAAUGUGGGGCAAGUGGCUUACAGUGCGUCCAAAUCGGGACUUGCGGGGGUCACCAAGACGUUGGCCAAAGAGUUUGGCAAUCGCAAUAUCCGCGUGAAUCUCGUCGAACCAGGCUUUAUCUCGACGGACAUGACGGACGCAAUGACUGAUGCUAUGCGGACCCGCAUUCUGAGCAACAUCCCAUUGGCGAGAUACGGGAAAGCGGACGAGGUGGCACAGCUCGUGGCGUUCUUGGCAAGUGACGAAGCAGCCUACAUCACAGGACAAUGCAUUCGAAUCGACGGUGGGCUGGUGAUUUAG
Peronospora farinosa is the source of this 747-nucleotide messenger RNA. Lineage: Eukaryota; Oomycota; Peronosporomycetes; Peronosporales; Peronosporaceae. The record is from the annotation of a GenBank genome assembly.